Mytilus trossulus (common blue mussel) is the source of this 1224-nucleotide messenger RNA. RefSeq lists its product as uncharacterized. The record is from RefSeq and is a predicted model, not a curated record. The transcript has 4 exons. Gene Ontology annotation, biological process: DNA integration; DNA recombination. Lineage: Eukaryota; Metazoa; Mollusca; Bivalvia; Mytilida; Mytilidae. The coding region runs from base 1 to 1224 and encodes 407 amino acids. Gene Ontology annotation, molecular function: DNA binding.
AUGGAUGAUAUAGAUUUGUUAGAGUGUGACCCGAUUUUUCUUACGCAAAGUUCGUAUUCACAAUUAAGUGAAGAAAAAGAAACUGACAUUCUAAGUUAUUUUGAUUUAAAACCAAAUGACAAUGAUUUGGAAAUUACCCGUCAUAAGUUUAGACACGGUCAACCAGAGACAGUUAAAUCCCUUCAAAACAAGAUAGAGGAAUCGGUGCCGAAAAAUUCAGUCACAAAAUAUAAAUGGGGUUACAAUGCUUUCAAUAGUUGGCAAGCCGAGCGCAGUUUACGUCCGAUAUCAGAUAAUUUAGGAAUUCCUCCGAAUUGUUUGCAAAAGGAUUUGGUACACAUGGACGAAACAGAACUGUCCACUUCAUUACAAUAUUUCAUAGCAGAGGCCAAAAAAAAAGACGGAGGUACAUAUCCGUCCAAUAGUAUUUAUGACCUGUUUUCCUCAAUACAGGGAUAUAUUCGCCAUCAGAAAUCGUCAAGUAUUAAUUUCUUCACGAAUCCCGAAUUUCUUAGGGCUAGACAAGUGUUAGAUGCUGUCAAGAAAGAAAGGGCAACUGAAGGUCUCGGUGCAAAUACGCGCAAGCAGGCUGAUGUGAUAUCGGUAGAUGAAGAAACGUCAUUUUAUGAUAAGGAGGAUGUUAUAAAAGCUAACGCGGGUGGCCUAAAGCACAGAAAAGUUGUUCCAAAAUGUGUCCCAGCAUUUGAAAACCCAGAAAAAAGAAAUAAAGGUAUUGUUACAGUAUUUGAAAAGUACAAGUCACUUUGUUCAGCUAAUGGAGGAAAGGAUUGUUUCUACCUAACACCUUUAAAACAUAUCAAAGAUGGACAAUGGUAUAGCAACAAUCCUAUUGGACACAACACUUUACAAGGCACUGUGAAAGGGUUGUGCACAAGUAUUGGGCUGACAGGAAAGCGCACAAACCAUAGCCUCCGAGCAUCUGCAACAACACGCCUUUAUAAUGCUGGCAUAGAAGAACAAUGUGUUGCCGAAACAACAGGUCAUCGUAGUAAUGCAGUUAGAGUAUACAAAAGAACUUCUGCUGAUCAACAAAUAGAGGCAUCGAAUAUUUUAUAUGGAUUAAGACCGUCAGACAAAAGAAAGAAGGCAAAACCAUCAGCAGCUGCGGGUGCACCAGUUAGUAGUGCUUUGGUUGAAUAUUCAACGGAUGAAAGUGACAAGAAAUCUGUGACAUGCAACUUUUCUUUCAACUUUUCGUUAUGA